AUGAGCUCCAAAAGGAGAAGAGCCACUUCCCCUUCCAGUAGUGUGAGUGGCGGCGGUGACUUUGAGGAUGCUUCCUCCUCUACUCCUGGAAGUGGUAGAAAAAGAAGAAGAAUCUCAAAUGUUCCUACGGUAGACCCGAUUGCUGUAUGCCAUGAGUUGUACAACACUAUCAGGGACCACAAGGAUGAUCAAGGGAGGCAUCUUUGUGAAUUUUUCGUGAGAGUACCAAAGAGAAGGAAUCAGCCCGAUUAUUAUGAAAUAGUGCCCCAGCCUAUUGAUUUGACAAAGAUUCAACAGAAGCUCAAGUCAGAGGAUUACAAUGAUGUUGAGCAGUUUACAGCCGAUUUCCAGCUCAUGUUGAAUAAUGCCAAAUCAUACUACAAGCCUGACAGUGAAGAGUAUCGAGCCGCAUGCAAAUUGUGGGAAAUAUAUGUGCAGACAAGGAAUGAGUUUGUGCAACCUGGAGAUGGGGAUGAGGAGGAUGAAGAUGGUGAUGAUAUGCUUGAUAAUACAGGAAUUUCCACUGAAGAUGAGACCCAAACCGGCUGUUUAAAGGAAGUUUUGGAGCAGCUCUUGGAGGCUGUGGUGUCUCACACUGACUCUUCAGGACAUCUGGUCAGUGAACUCUUUCAGAAACUGCCUUCCAAAGUGCAUUACCCUGACUACUAUGCCAUAAUAAAAGAACCAAUUGAUCUUCGAGCCAUUGCUCAACGAAUACAGAUUGGAUACUAUAAAAGUGUCAAUGCUAUGGCCAAGGACAUUGACCUGUUGGCCAAAAAUGCCAAAACUUAUAAUGAACCAGGAUCUCAGGUUUUUAAGGAUGCUAACACCAUCAAAAAAGUCUUCAUCCAGCGGAAGACUGAACUUGAACAUGCUGAGCCCACCAAAACUAGUCUUCGCAUCAGAAAUCGCAGGUCUGCCCAGGGGGAGCGACUCUCUGCCAUCACCCUAUCACUUCAGUAUGGAUCAGAGAGUGAAGAGGACCCCGUGCUUUCUGGCUCUGUGCGCUAUGAUGAAGGGGAGUCAGAGGCAGAGUGCCUGAGUUCCAGUAUGGAUAUAAGCAACCCUAUCUUCCAGCUGUAUGAAGCUGUGAGGGGAGGGAGGAACAACCAAGGCCAGUUGCUCUCUGAACCAUUCCUGCAGUUGCCCUCUCGCAAGGAAUAUCCCGACUACUAUCAGCAGAUCAAACAGCCCGUCUCUCUGCAACAAAUAAGGGAGAAGAUGAAAAAUGGUGAGUAUGAAAACUGUGAGCAGGUAGAAGCUGACCUCACCGUAAUGUUUGAGAAUGCCAAGCGCUACAAUAUGCCUAACUCGGGCAUUUACAAACGAGCUAUCCGACUUCAGCAGAUCAUGCAGUUGAAAAAGAGAGAACUUGUGAGAAGAGAUGACGAGGAUGGAGACAGCAUUCUUUCAUCUGAUACUGGGAGCACCAAGAGGAAAAGUCACAAGAAGAACGUCAAAAAGAACCGAAUGAAGGCCCUGUAUGCGGCGGUGACAGAGGCUAGGGAAGCUGGUACCAACCGACGUCUGUGUGAACUCUUCAUGGUCAAGCCCUCCAAAAAGGACUACCCUGACUACUAUAAAGUCAUUCUUGAACCAAUGGACCUGAAGACCAUCGAGCACAACAUCCGUACUGAGCGCUAUGCAGCAGAAGAAGCUCUGUUUGCCGACAUGAAGCUGAUGUUCCGCAAUGCCAGGCAUUACAAUGAGGAGGGAUCUCAGGUGUAUAAUGAUGCUGACAUUUUGGAGAAGAUAGUGAAAGAUAAGCGGAAGGAGUUAGGACCAGUACCUGAAGAGGAAGAAGUAGGAUCUCCCAAACUGAAACUAAGAAAGAGUGGUGGUGUGUCUCCAAAGAAGUCCAAAUACCUCACCCCUCUCCAGCAGCGGUUAAAUGAGCUCUAUGAUGCUGUGAGAAACUUCACUGACCGCCGUGGCCGGCGACUCAGCACCAUCUUCCUCCGCUUGCCGUCGCGUGCUGAGCUGCCUGACUACUAUGCCACCAUCAAACGGCCCAUUGAUAUGGAGCGAUUGCGGAGUCACAUGGCAGCCGGCCGCUUUCAGGAUGUAGAAGCCCUGGUGGAAGAUUUUGCCCUCAUGUUCAACAAUGCCUGCACUUACAACGAGCCUGAGUCCCUGAUCUACCGGGAUGCUCUGGUGCUGCACCGGGUGCUGCUGGAGACACGCAAACAGCAGGAGGGAGCAGAGGACGCCAGGGAACCUGCUGUGGGCUCCCUGGUCCGAGAGCUGAUCAGGAACUUGUUUGUGUCGGUACUGGGCCACCAGGAUGAGGAGGGGCGCUGCUACAGCGACUCGCUGGCUGAGAUCCCCGCAGUGGACACAGCCAACCCUGAGAAGCAGCCGCUCAACUUUGACAUAAUCAGGGCAAAUGUAGAACGUGGCCGUUACAGGCGUCUGGACGUCUUUCAGGACCAUAUGUUUGAAGUGCUAGAAAAGGCAAGGAAGCUGCACAGGACCGACUCCGAUAUCUUUGAGGAUGCAGUUGAACUACAGCAGUUUUUCAUUAAGAUCAGGGAUGAGCUAUGCAAGAAUGGAGAGAUCCUACUCUCUCCCGCACUCAACUACACCUCAAAACAACUGCACGGCGAUGUGGAUCAGGAGAAGAGGGAGAAAAUCCCCAGGGAGAUUGAGGAGGACAAGCUGAAGAGAGAGGAGGAAAAAAAAGAAAAAGAAGGGGAGAAUGCAGAGGAUCUGCCAGGAGAAGCGUGGCAGUCAGGACCAGAGCGUAUGUACAGUCAGGACUUCAGCUUUGAAAACCGAAACUACCGUGUGGGGGAGUAUGUCUACGUACAGCCUGCGGAGCCAAACCUCAAGCCACACGUGGUCUGUAUUGAGCGACUCUGGGAGGAUAAAUCAGGCGAGAAGUGGCUCUUCGGCUGUUGGUUCUAUAGACCCAGUGAAACCUUCCACUUGGCUACACGGAAGUUCCUGGAAAAAGAGGUCUUCAAGAGUGACUACUAUAACAAAGUGCCCAUCAACAAAGUCCUUGGCAAGUGCAUGGUCAUGUUUGUGAAGGACUAUUUCAAAUUUCAGCCCGAGGGUUACAGAGCAGAGGAUGUUUAUGUCUGCGAGUCCCGCUAUGCUGCCAGGAGUAAGUCCUUCAAGAAGCUUAAGAUGUCGGCUAUGCCUGCGAGCUCUGUAAGAUUUGUCCCUCGGGAAGUGCCGUUGCCCGUGGUGCGCGUUGCUUCCAUGUUUGCCAAGCCUGACCAGGAAAAACAAGUGACGGUGUCGGAUACAGAUAGUGGGAGUUUUAUGGACAAGGAAAAAGAGGACGUCCCAGUGGAGAUGAGUGGAGCUGAGCCUGGCUGUCAGUAUUACGAACAGUUGUGUUACAACAACAUGUGGCUUAAGGUUGGAGACUGUGUUUACAUGAAGUCACAUGGUCUGUCAAAACCGAGGGUUGCCAGGGUGGAAAAAUUGUGGGUGCAGAAUGGAGCAACUUUCUUCUUUGGGCCAAUCUUUGUCCGUCCCGAGGAAACAGAACAUGAGCCCACAAAGAUGUUCUACAAGAGAGAAGUAUUCCUGAGCAAUGUGGAGGAGACUUUGCCUAUGACCUGUGUCUUAGGAAAAUGUGUGGUAUCCUCUUUCAAGGACUACCUGUCCUGCAGACCUACUGAGGUGGCAGAAGAGAAUAUCUUGCUGUGUGAGAGCCGCUACAUUGAGAGUGAGAAGCAGAUGAAAAAGUUUAAAGGCCUGAAACGCUUCUCACUCUCCUCAAAGGUGGUGGAGGAUGAGAUCUACUAUUUCAGGAAGCUGAUUGUGCCCCAGAAGGAAGCAUCCCCCCUGCUGGAUAAGAAGAUUGAGGAGCUAGAGGUUAAAUUGGCCGACAUUGAAGAUGGUGACGAGGACAUGGAGGAAAUGGAGGAUGACGAGGAAGCACCAGAGACACCCUCCAUGCCUCAAAUGCAGACACCUCUGGCUAGUGAUGCGGAAAUCAUGCCAUAUACCCCCUCCCAGUCCACUCCUAAGAUAAAGGGCUUAUCAAAGAAAGAGGGAGCCAAGAGGAAGAUAAACAUGAGCGGUUAUAUCCUGUUUAGUAGCGAGAUGCGGGCAGUGAUCAAAGCAAGACAUCCAGACUUCUCAUUUGGCGAACUGAGUCGUCUGGUGGGCACUGAGUGGAGGAACUUGGAGGCUCCCAAGAAAGCCGAAUAUGAAGAACGAGCAGCCAAAAUAGUGGAGCAUCAGGAGCGGGAGAGGGCAGCCCAGCAGCAGGCUUCCCCUAGAGCAGGUACCCCAGCAGGGGCACUGAUGGGGGUGGUGCCUUCGCCCAGUACUAUGGGAAUGAUAAACCAGACCAUGACGCCUGUGUCAGGCAUGAUGGGAGGUUAUGGCCCACCUUACAUGCCCAUGCAGGGCCCCCAUGAGGGCUUGUUGGGUGUGGCCCCAAUGCCACCUCACUCCCUAGGGGGACCCCCACUGCCUCCUCACCAUCUCCAGCAAGGUAUACCAGGGUACCCUGGCAUACCCCCUCCGGGUAUGAUGAGUCCUGGAAUGAAUGGAAUGGCUGGAGCCCCUGUACCUGGCAACCAAUACAUGCAACAGCCUGGGAUGUUCAGCCCAGGGCAGCAUGCCCCUCCACCAUACCCAGGGCAGGGUCAGCCCUCACAUGUGCAGCCUACUACUCCCCUAUUUGUGGCUCCACCACCUAAGACCCAGAGGGUGCUCCACUCCGAAGCCUACCUCAAGUACAUUGAGGGUUUGAAUUCAGAUUCUAACACUGUCAGCAAGUGGGACCAAACACUCAAAGUGCAAAGACGAGAUGUCCACCUGACCAAAGAGCAGGAGAGCCGGCUGCCAACUCACUGGCUGAAGAGUAAGGGAGCCCACACAACCAUGGCAGAUGCACUGUGGAGACUACGUGACCUGAUGCUGCGAGAUGCUCUCAACAUCCGCCAGACAUACAACCUGUAGAAAACUCAAACCACUUGUAAUCAGCUCACUCAAUGUUCUCAUGAAAUGGACUUAAGGAUACUAGGCCUUAGAAGCAAUAUUUUAAAGUGUGUCAAACAUGGAUUUUAUAUUUAUUAGCAGAAUAAGCUUGGUGUUUUUGAUUUUUUCCCUUCAUUUUUUAAAACUUAGAUGUUACAUUUCUGUACAAAAGAAAUGUCUGUAAAUGGGCACUGCCAAAAUAAAUUUGCUUA
Lampris incognitus (smalleye Pacific opah) is the source of this 5159-nucleotide messenger RNA. RefSeq names its product polybromo 1, like (gene pbrm1l). Gene Ontology annotation, biological process: chromatin remodeling. NCBI's taxonomy places the organism in Eukaryota, Metazoa, Chordata, Actinopteri, Lampriformes, Lampridae. The record is from RefSeq and is a predicted model, not a curated record. Gene Ontology annotation, molecular function: chromatin binding; protein binding. Gene Ontology annotation, cellular component: RSC-type complex. The transcript has 29 exons. The coding region runs from base 1 to 4929 and encodes 1642 amino acids.